AUGGCUGCCCCGCGACGGGCCGUCACUCAAGGGCGCGGCGGCGCGUUCUCCACGGCGGCGGGGCUUCUCCCCGUGCUCGUCCUCGCAUUGCUGCUCCAGGCGCCCUCCGCGUCCGCCCGCCACUGGUUCUGGAACGACGGCCUCUUCCCCGUCGCCGCGAAGCCCGCCACUCUCACUGCCGCGGAGUCCGACGGACCGGCAGAGGUGGCUGCUGGGCAGCCAGUUUCAGCAGUCCCGGCGCCAGCUCCGGCGGCGCCGGCGCCGGCGCCGGCUCCUGCGGUAUCGUGCCACGACGCCCCUCUGAACGGAUUCAUCGCAGCCGGAGCCGCGCCCGACCCGUGUGCUGCGCUGGCAGCGGAGCUGAAUCGCACUGCGGGGAAACUUGGGGACAAGACUGGAGGGCAAGGAUUCGCUGCUCCUUCUCUCUUCCGCGCGUGCCACUCCACGUUCCUGUUCAGGAAGGACUGCGACGUGGAGGACCUGCUGUCGAUCGCGAACGCGUUCGACAAUCACUACGUGUACAAGCACAUCGCCGUUGACUCGCCGGACCAGACCAACCUGCCGAGCAGCAUCGAUAUUGUCGCGGACCUGCGGAAAAUCGUCGCGAACGCCAAAGCGGGAAAGUACCCUCGGCUGGUUGACGCGCACAUGGCGGCGUUCCGCGCGACCAACGCGCUCAACGACGGGCACAGCGCGUUCCAUCCGACUUGCUUCGGAGGGAGCAGUUACGACUUGCCGUUGCCGCUCAUGGCUGUUGUUGAAAACGGGCAGCAGAUCAUUCGCGUUGCGCCACGCCGAUAUGUCACUCCCAACGGGUUGGACCAUGUUGCAAAGGUUCUGCACAAUUUUGACUUCAGUCUGUACGAGGGCCAACAGGUGGUGGCUAUCAACGGGGAAAAGGCGGAAGAUUUCAUCCUGAACUGGGCGGACAAGGAAGGGGGCAUGUUUCGCAAUCGGGCUGCGCGAUUCACGAAAUCUUUCGCGGCGAAUAUAGUGGAUGGGUCGUCGGGGGAGACAGGCAUCGUCCAGGUGCCAGGCGACUUCGCCCGGCGAGCCUAUGCUCCCGAAAAUGACACCUUACUGGUGUCGUUCGCAAUCGAAAAGAGUGCUUCGACGGAGGACGUUCAGGUGGCAUGGAUCGGGACAGGAAACCUGACUGCUUUCACAAACGCCACGGAAUACUGGGCGACGUUCUGUGCCGUGGAGCCAUCAAGCAAUGCCACUGACGGCACUAGCGCGCACGCAAGCACGCUCGGACUCCAUGGACACGGACAUGCAGCAGACACACCAGUGAUCUACAAGUUUCUCAAGCGCCACCCCGAUCCAGUUUACUAUGAUGAUACCAGCGAUGGCAGCGGCAACCUGAAUGUCGAGAUUGCGUCGCUUUCUGCUGCAGCAGCAAACGGCUCUUCUGGUGCAGUACGGGGGCCGACUGUAACGAGGAUCUCACCCAAGGAUGACCUUUUCCUGGUGAGCGAGUUGGUUUCAGUCGUUGGGGUGAAUGCUGGUGGUUGUGUACCUGAUGGACAACAGCCGGCCGUGAUCUGGCUGCACACGUUCAGUGACGACAUCAAGGAUGACGUCAUGGACCAGGAGGUCACCAAGGCUCUUCAAACCGCAGCAGCGUCAGUACCUCCCUCCACUUGUCCGCCCUCGUUUCCCCCUCUUGCUCAUUGCCCCAUGAUCCUUUCCAUGUCUCCUCCCUUGCCCCCACAUGCAUUCCUCCAAGCAUUCCCCAUGUGCUCCCCAUGUGCUCCCCAUGUGCUCCCCAUGUGCUCCCCAUCCAUCCCCUCAUGUGUUCCCGCCCGCCCUGACCUCAUGCCUCCCCCCAUGCGUUCCCCCAUGUCUCUCCCCAUAUGUCCCCCCCAUGCGUCCCCCCACACUCCCCCCAUGCCCCUCCCUUCUUCAGGUCCAACGCCCUCUCAGGUCAUCAUAGACGUGCGGGGCAACGGUGGCGGAUCCACGGUGGCAUCAUACACAGCCAUCCGCCUGCUCAUGGGGGCAGCCAAGGUCCCCGACGCAAGCUUCACCAUGCCCAUGGAUUUCAUCAUCGGCUCGCAGUACACCGAGAACGCCAUCGGCCUGCUCGCUGUCAACGCGGCCUCUCUCUACUUCAUCGACGCAUACUCCGACCUCAACGGAACGAAUCUCACAAGCGUGUUUGGCUACGCUCCUUUCCGCGAGCGCCGCUUCACAGCGGCCGGCCCGGCUGGAAACUACUCGGCGCCGUUCAAGAUGACCGACAGAUUCACCGGGAAGGAGCGGCAGCCGGUGUUUGGCGGCCGGCCCUUCCUGGUCCUGUCGGACGGAAACUGCUUCUCUGCCUGCGCCAUCCUCACGCACGUCCUGGGGAAACGCCACAAAGUGCCCAUGGUAACCGUGGGUGGUUUGCCCAACCAGCCCCCUGAUGUGGGCUCCUCGUGCCUCGGGUUCACCCUGAUGAACUUCGCUGACAUGGCCGCGAGUCUCCGCCAGCUUUCUGCCAUGGCGCCAGACAGCGCGUCGCUGCCUCUCAACGUGAAAGGGACGAUUGCCAUGGCGCUUACUAACGGGUAUGUGGAUUCGGAGAUUCCGUGUGAGUUUGAGUUUCUGCCCAGCCAGCAUCACAUCAACUACACCGUUGAUCUCAUUGACAAGCCCUGGGCCAUGUGGAAUGAGGUGGCCAAACUCUUUGGCUCUGCUGCUGCCUAG
Closterium sp. NIES-65 is the source of this 2691-nucleotide messenger RNA. Lineage: Eukaryota; Viridiplantae; Streptophyta; Zygnematophyceae; Desmidiales; Closteriaceae. The record is from the annotation of a GenBank genome assembly.